UCGUGGGAGAUACCACUUGGGGACGCGGGAAGAGAGCGUGACUUUUGGAAACAACCUGGCUCUACUUCUGGGCUAGUGGACACUUCCUGUACUCUUUUGGAAUAUAAGAAUCCAAGGACAGAAAGAAACAGGACUCGGAGUAUCCCUGGGAAUCUGGGCUUCUUUUUCUGUUGGGAACUGAUGCCGAGGAACUCCUGACACACGAGAAACACUGAAGCACUGCCAGACACAACAUGGAUGUAUGGUCCAGAAUAGCCAUAUGGAUCCUUUGCGGCUUCCUUCUGCACCAUGGACAGGGGGAGAGGCCCCCAGGCACCUACUUAGACGAUGCCACAAUAGCAGAAUUCUGCCGCAUUGACCAGGCCUUGUGCCACAAUGAAGACGAGCAGCUCAGCUUCGAGGCCGUCCUCAACAUCCACAAGCAGAUGGACGACGAUGCCAAUGGCGAUGUCGACGUGGAGGAGAGCGAUGAGUUCCUGAGGGAAGACUUGAAUUACCACGACCCAACGGUCAAACACAGCACCUUCCAUGGGGAGGAUAAGCACAUCAGCGUGGAAGAUCUUUGGAAGGCCUGGAAGUCGUCCGAAGUGUACAACUGGACCGUCGAUGAGGUGGUGCAGUGGCUCAUCACCUACGUGGAGCUGCCGCAGUACGAAGAGACCUUCAGGAAGCUGCAGCUCUCUGGGCAUGCCAUGCCAAGGUUGGCAAUCACCAACGCCACCAUGACAGGAACUGUCCUGAAGAUGACCGACAGGAGCCACAGGCAGAAGCUGCAGCUCAAGGCCCUGGACACCGUGCUCUUUGGGCCGCCUCUCUUGACCCGUCAUAACCACUUGAAGGACUUCAUGCUGGUGGUGUCCAUUGUGAUUGGGGUGGGCGGCUGCUGGUUUGCUUACAUCCAGAACCGCUACUCGAAAGAGCACAUGAAGAAGAUGAUGAAGGACCUCGAAGGUCUCCACAGAGCUGAGCAGAGUCUGCAUGAUCUCCAGGAAAGGCUCCAGAAGGCCCAGGAGGAGCACCGCACGGUGGAGGUGGAGAAGGUCUCCCUGGAGAAGCGGCUGCAGGACGAGAUCAGCAUUGCCAAGCAGGAGGCCCACCGGCUCCGGGAGCUGCGGGAGGGGACAGAGAACGAGCUCAGCCGGCAGAAGUAUGCAGAGCAGGAGCUGGAGCAGGUGCGCAUGGCGCUCAAGAACGCGGAGAAGGAGCUGGAGUCGCACAGCAGCUGGGCCGUCCCAGAGGCCUUGCAGAAGUGGCUUCAGCUGACCCACGAGGUGGAGGUGCAGUACUACAACAUCAAGAAGCAGAACGCCGAGAAGCAGCUGCUCCUGGCCAAGGAAGGGGCCGAAAAGAUAAAGAAGAAGCGCAACACUCUCUUUGGGACAUUCCACGUUGCCCACAGCUCGUCCCUGGACGACGUGGAUCAUAAAAUCCUGACGGCCAAGCAAGCCCUGAGCGAGGUGACGGCGGCCCUGCGGGAGCGGCUCCACCGCUGGCAGCAGAUAGAGAUGCUCUGCGGCUUCCAGAUCGUGGUCAACCCGGGCAUCCACACUCUGGUGUCCGUCCUCAACAUCGACCCCUCGUGGAUGGGAAGCUGCACGCGGCCAAACACCUCACACUUCAUCAUGACCGACGAUGUGGACGACCUGGAUGAGGAAAUCGUAUCCCCCAUGUCCAUGCAGUCGCCCUCCAUGUCCAGCGGCGUCCGUCAGCGCCUCGUCGACCCGCAGCACUCCAUGGGAUCGCAGAGGUUGGUAGAGAGUCACCAGGCCGCCGGCCAGGGUGAAUCGGGGCCGCUGGCCCACUACCUGCCCGGCAGGGUCACUCUGCGCCGGAUGCCUAGCUUGAGCGGCAGCCAGCCCUUCGCCUCUGACAUCCACGGCGGAAGUGUGGCCGCCUGCUCUCCAUCUUCUUCUUCCUCCUCCUCGCCGCCGUCUCCUCCUUCCUCCUCCUCCACGGGCCACUCGCCCUCCUCCGCUUCCGCCUGCCACGGCCUGCCCAUCCUUUACCACCACACCACCUCCUCCUACAUCCUCCAGGUGGACACCCUGCCCAACCUGCCCCCUCCCGACGUCACCUCCGGGAUGCGCUGCCGCGCCGAGAGCUAUGGAGAUUUAUCACACUCUGACUCGGAUUCCUCCAUCCCUCACCUGAGCAACAGCCAGCGCACGUCCAGCUCGGCCCCCCGGCUGCCUGCCCGGCCAGCACUGCUCAACAAGUCGGAGGAAGCGGCAGUGGCGGCCGCCUGCGGCUACGGCAACCGGCCGGCGGAGGCUUCCUCUCUGCCAGAGCCCUUCCCCGAGAGCCCCAUCCUCAUGAAGAAGGCCGUGAUGCUGAACCACGGCCUGGAGAAGUCGUCCAGCCUGGGGGAGAUCAGCCACGCGGCCGGGGCAGGGCCCCUCUCCCGCCAGGCCCACUCCGACUCCUCCCGCUCCCACAGCCCCAGCUCCACCGAGCCUGACACGCCCUCCCCCACCUCCGACCCCCGGCUCAACAGCCAGGGCAAAGCCGGCAACAGCCGCAUCCCCCACCUGGCCUCCAAGAAGAGCGCGGCCGGUGGGGAGGAAGACAGCGGUUCCACGGGGGAAGAGACCGACUCCUCGGGGCAGGGAAAGAAGAAGUUCCCCCUGAAGAUCUUCAAGAAGCCCAAGAAAUAAGUCCGGGCCGGGGGGGGUUGGCAAGGAGGGAACCCCCCAGCCAAACACCCACGCUGGUACGGAGCAGGAGGCGAGGGGAGGGGGAGCACCUUGGGGGGGGGGCAAGAGCACCCACCCACCUCUCCUCCUCCUCCUCCCCCAGGAUCCCUCUGCUCUCCGGGUGGAGGAGCUGCAGGUGGAAAGCCCCUAUUUAUUUUGUGACGUCGGCCUGGCCGCCUUCCUCACGUGGUGGUGGGGGGUCCCUUGCUUUUGGCUGCGCAUGGCUUCAGACGAGCUCUCCCUCCUAGCCCUCUCUCCACCGCCACACCGUGCGACACUGGAUCCGUUCAUCCCGCCCCCCCCUUUGUUUGCUGCUUCCCCUGCGCACCACAGCAGCCCCCAGGAGGCUCAGUGGCCGACUCCACAGGGAGGGAGAGGAUUUUGCAAGGGGGCUGUUGCUGGGGAGGGUGGGGUGGUGCUCGCCUUGCUUGUCCUAACCCCCAUAUGUGGGUUUACUCUAGGGACUAGCCCCUUUGCCUCGAGUGAAGCAAAGAAGGGGCAGGAAGAGGGCAGGCCAGGGCUGCUGGGAGGAGUGGGGAAAGAGAGGGAGAUGAACUCCAAUCGGCCUGCAAAAGCCCAUUUUUUAGAUCCCUUUGUUAACAUCAACUGUUUGUUACAGACAAAAAGGGGCAAGUUCGGCGCCCAGCUCUGUGGGCAGGAGACCACAAAGCGGCCACUUGGCCCCAGAGCAGCAGGGGCUUUCCUUCUCCCCACACCUCCCCUCCAGUGGAAAGAGGCCUUGACUUUCCUGCAAGUGGCGCUUGGCUUUGGGGCGGGGGUCCCUGCAGGAGCUGGGGGGCUUUCUUGUGCCUGCUUUCUGGCUCACAAAUGAGCAGGAGGCUUUGCUGAGCCUAGAAGCCUUCUGCAAGAGCUUCCCCACAACUCUACCUUUGGGGUUGCUGUCUGCCCCGGGACAUCCCUGCUACAGCCAGGUCUUGCCCUAUGCACGUGGGACGCAGGGAGAUCAUAGCUGGCCUGCCUCCGGCUGGCUCAGCUUCUUGGCCACGCCAGGUGUCCGGCUGCGUGUCACCAAGCGGAGGAGACCCCCCUGCCCUCCUGGUUGCAGUCUGGGAGCUGGCGGCUCUUGUGGGGAUGUGCGUGCGAGAGAGCUGCCUCCCAUUCCCUCUCGCAGGUUCUGUUUUGCUUUGUUUUUGCACUUUGGAGCAAAGAUGGACAGGUUUGGGCCGCUGGUGGCCUGCUUCCGUGGCAGACACAGGUCCUCUUCCCCUCCAGAGCCCUGCCUGCAUGCCUUGCAAGGACAGAGGAAGGGCUUUGGGGAAAACUCAGAGACUUGAUGGCCAAGCUGGCACCGCUUUGAGCUUCCUGCUGCUGCUGCUGCUGUUGCUGCUUCUCCUCCAUCUCCGAGCGCCUGCGCCGUCGGGGCCUUGCUCUGCCAGCUUGACAAUGUCCCAGUCUGGUGAGGAAGGCGAGAGACCGGGCACUUACAGGGGUGGGGUGGGGGCUGGGCUGGGCUGGGCUGGGCUCAAGCAGAGGAUGGGGCGACCCCCACCCCACCCCCCAAGUUCCACCAUCCAAAGCCAUGGAGACCAGAGGCCCAGGCAAGCUUGAGAACCCGGAAGGAUCGUGGUGCUCCCUUCUACCCUUGCCACGCGCCAGAGGAGGCACAACGAGCGCCAAGGAAAGCAGCCUUCACAUCAUCAUCUUCCUGUCCUGUCUGGCUGCCAGCUUCUGCCCUGGGCAGCGAUGGGCACCAGGAGAGCGUCCCGUUCCCCCCAGCGCCAGGCCACCCUGCUCUGCACCUGCCAAGUCUUGAUCUUAUUUAAAGGCCAUUUCAUAAAACUGUUUUCAAUCCAAUAAAAGCAUGUAGAUUAUUUUAA
Messenger RNA from Podarcis muralis (Common wall lizard), 4531 nucleotides. NCBI's taxonomy places the organism in Eukaryota, Metazoa, Chordata, Lepidosauria, Squamata, Lacertidae. The record is from RefSeq and is a predicted model, not a curated record.